Kogia breviceps (pygmy sperm whale) is the source of this 1534-nucleotide messenger RNA. It is a transcript of the gene PRELID3B, whose product is annotated as PRELI domain containing 3B. The record is from RefSeq and is a predicted model, not a curated record. Gene Ontology annotation, molecular function: phosphatidic acid transfer activity. Lineage: Eukaryota; Metazoa; Chordata; Mammalia; Artiodactyla; Physeteridae. Gene Ontology annotation, cellular component: mitochondrial intermembrane space. Gene Ontology annotation, biological process: phospholipid transport.
CGCGCUCAAGGCUGGGGCAAAACCGAGGCCGGGAUAGGGCGUGGGGCAGCGCGUCGGGAUGUCCCUCGCGUCGAGCCUGAUGGCGCGUGCGCAGUGGGCGGCCGCCGGGGAGGCUGAGGGGCGGGGCGGGGGCAAGAGUGGCUUCUUUGCCUCGCUGUGCCCUAGCGCCGCCCGGACGCCGCGCGGGCCGCCGGCACCAUGAAGAUCUGGACUUCGGAGCACGUCUUUGACCACCCAUGGGAAACUGUUACAACAGCUGCAAUGCAGAAAUACCCAAACCCUAUGAACCCAAGUGUGGUUGGAGUUGAUGUAUUGGACAGACACGUAGAUCUCUCUGGAAAGUUGCACAGCCAUAGACUUCUCAGCACGGAGUGGGGACUGCCUUCCAUUGUGAAAUCUCUUAUUGGUGCAGCAAGAACCAAAACAUAUGUGCAAGAACAUUCUGUAGUGGAUCCCGUAGAGAAAACAAUGGAACUUAAAUCUACCAAUAUUUCAUUUACAAAUAUGGUUUCAGUAGAUGAGAGACUUAUAUACAAACCACAUCCUCAAGACCCAGAAAAAACUGUUUUGACUCAAGAAGCCAUAAUUACCGUGAAAGGGGUCAGUCUCGGGAGUUACCUCGAAGGACUGAUGGCAAGCACGAUAUCGUCAAAUGCCAAUAAAGGCCGAGAAGCAAUGGAAUGGGUAAUACAUAAAUUAAAUGCUGAAAUUGAGGAAUUGACGGCUUCGGCAAGAGGGAGCAUAAGGACACCAAUGGCAGCAGCAGCAUUUGUGGAGAAAUGAUAAUGAAAGUUGAUAACACCCAGUUCCCCAGGUCUCUACAAGCUGGCAGUAUAUUUAUUUGUUAUUUAAAAAAUACAACUAUAUUUUCAGUAGAAUUGUUUUUUUAAUAAGCUGAAGAAGGACUGUGUGACUUGAUCUAAACAAAGAGGUGCAGGGUUUCUAAAUAAAAGGGAUUGGCUGAAAUUAGUGUUGUCUGAAAUGACUGUCUGAUUUUGAGCAUUCCAGUAUUUAUGUAAAAAUUUAACAAUUUUUGAAAAGUACUUGAAAAUUGGUAUUGGCUGAUUAAACCUCCCUAAGGUAGAAUUUUAAAGCUUUUCACGCAUUGGAACUCUACCUGUCUUUGGACCAACCCCAGAACCAAGCAGAGCCACCUCUUACAUACCCACCACUGCCCUGCAAUAAACUUGGAGAACUUGCACGAGGGAACUCACUUUUAAAGGAGAAACUAUAGUUUUAAAAAGACAUUAAUUGUAUAAAAUAAUUUGCUCUGCUAUAAACCACCAUUAAAAAUCACAAUUUUUUAAUUUGGUACUCAACAUUUUUGGAGUAAAAAUUAUCAUGAAAGUAAUAAAUGACUCCAACAAAAAAUGUAUUUUAUUGUGUUAAAGAGUACUGUAUUGAUUUGCCAAAGUUUUGUAACUUAGUAAAGGUGUUACCUUCCUUGGAUCUGUACUUUAUGACUUAGUAUGCUGUGUCGUGGGCUGGUUACGUUAACUGAAAAAAUAAAGUCAUUAGAAUUUUGCAGCACUCU